UCGAGGGAGAAAUAUUUUCAUUCUUGUGUGGCGAAACGAUUUAGUUGUUUCAAGAGCAAGUUGGUGCGCCGAUGGAUAACUAUGAAGGAAAAGAAGCCAAAAAAUCAAACAAACAAGAUGCCUUGGGAUGUCUACAACCAUAUCACAGAGGAUGAUUGGAAGACUUUUGUUAAACAUUAUUUCCUGCCAGAGUCAUUGCUUCGUAGUGAAAAGGCGAGGAAAAGUGCAUCAUGCAACAAGAACCCACAUCGCACCGGCCAAAAGGGUUAUAAUAGAAAGCGACUAGAUUGGAUAAAGGAUGGACGACUUCCACCAGAUGCAGCUUUACCUAUCUCGAGUAGCUCCUCGGUGAACUCAUCAGUGACCUCAAAUGUUAAUAGAGUUAGAAAAUACAAAUCAAAGGAGUGGAUUUUGGCCCAUCAAGUACAAAAUAAAGAGGGAAAGUGGGAAAUUGACCCGAACGAUACAGAAGUUGUUGAAAUCGCAACAAAAGCUUUAGAGUACAUCGCAGAAGAGGAAAAAGGAAAUCUUUCUUUCGAACGGGGUGAGGAUUCCCUCACUAAAGCUAUAGGGAAAAAAGAUCAUCGUGGGCGUGUCAAGGGAACAGGUGGCAUGGUUGGUAUCAAAAAGGCUUUCGGUCCGUGUAUUCGACAUAGUAGAAGUGACCAUGGUGAAGCUUCAUCAGAAAAUUACGAAUCAAUCAGAGCUUCUGUGAAAAAGGAGUUUGAAGGUGAAUUAGAGAAAAGGGUAGAGAAGAGGGUGGCAGAGGCCCUCCAAAAGCAACUAAGCACCUUGUUAAAAACAGGACAACUAAACUCCAUUUCUACCCCGAUACCUGAUGACCUCCACUUAAAUGAUUCUGCCAGAGUUGACCUUGAUGUUAGUGCUACAAGAACCACUCGUCACAUCUUAGUGCCGCAACCACGCGAGCUAAAGGAAAGGACUCCAUGUCGUCUUGCCCUUGAGGAGAAAGUUUCAGGCAACAACAUUGUCGUGGCGGAUGGUAUGGUACAACCCUCAGAUGGUGCAUUGCCCCAACAUUUUACAUCGAUGAAGCCUGGUCACUAUAAAGUCCAAGUUGAUUUUGUUUACGACGGACAUGUUGAUGAUAUUCUUCCGGUACCUACGGGAGAUGGUUUCACUAACUUAGGCGGUGCUCUGGGUAGUUUUGUGCAAUGGCCCAUACACUUAGUGAUUUUCGAAGACGGCGAGGAUUGUAUUUCACCUCCUAAAAAGAAGUCCAAGUCUAAUGUUUCUAAAGAGAGGGAUGGUAGCUCCAAGAAAAAGACAACGGUGUUAGCGGCCCAAAAGAAGACAACAGACUUACCAUCCAAGGUAAACCCUCUAAAACUCAUUCGAACCUAA
Spinacia oleracea (spinach) is the source of this 1365-nucleotide messenger RNA. RefSeq lists its product as uncharacterized. The transcript has 5 exons. Lineage: Eukaryota; Viridiplantae; Streptophyta; Magnoliopsida; Caryophyllales; Amaranthaceae. The record is from RefSeq and is a predicted model, not a curated record. Bases 82 to 1365 code for a protein of 427 amino acids.